Molecule: messenger RNA, 2715 nt
Organism: Rubroshorea leprosula
Lineage: Eukaryota; Viridiplantae; Streptophyta; Magnoliopsida; Malvales; Dipterocarpaceae
Source: the annotation of a GenBank genome assembly
ACAUUUUCACUCACAACUUCAAAUUCCAUUCCAACAUUUUCAAUCUCAUUCCAUCUCCAACCUCUCGGAACCAGAUCUAUAUCCUCCUUUCCUUCUCGCCGUAAUGCCGUCGAUUCCACUUGAUCGCGAGCCCGAGAUCGCCUGACUCGCCAUCCAGCCGAACUUCGACUCACUCCAGCCACCGCCUGGUCUUCCCCUCCAUCGCUAGAAAAUGGGGGCAGUGCCUUCGACGCCGCGGCAAACCAGCAGCAGCGAGACAGCGGAGUACCUAAUUGCUACGUUUGUCGGUGAGAAGUCGUUUCCUUUGGCCUCGGAUUUCUGGCAGAAGCUUCUCGAGCUUCCCCUUAGUCUCCGCUGGCCGGCGCACCGUGUUCGCGAAGCUUGCAACCUCUUUGCACAAAACAACUGCUAUACUAGGCACCUGGCGAAGAUUUUGAUUCACCUUGUGUGGUGUUUACAAGAGGCCAUUCGAACUUCUAGUCCUCCGUCUGAUUUGUAUAUGAAGGCUGUUAAUGCAGUGUAUAUUUCGUCUGUUUUCUUGAAGUACACAUUUGAAAACUCCCGAAGUGAAAACCUUCAUGAGUUGUUUUUGUCUCUUGAUGAAACUGAACCAAUACCUAGUGCCUUUGCAACAGAUCAAACAAUUGAGAAUCUUGUCAUGCAUAAUGUGCUAAGCUUUAUUGCUUCAGUAGAUGUAAGUUCCGAUACAUACCUUCUACACCAGGAGCUGCUUAACUUCUUGCUUGUUGCAAUGUCGACUCAACUUUUAUCUGGACCAACUCCUGGACCGAAAGAUGUAAAUCCUUUUAUUGACGCAGCAAUGUCUCAGGAGAUUUCUUUGGUUAGUUCAGUGGUCCAUAGAUUGCUACUCAAUUACAUCACGCAGCCUCAUGUUCCCUUGAGUAGAGCUUAUUCUAUUUUUUCUGAAGGAAGUCAGCCUGGUGUUUUAGAGAGAGUGGGUUCUGCAGCUGCAAGCAUUGUGUUAUUGCCGUUCAAUUACCUCGUCAGUUCAAAUGGUGGGGGCUCUAGAAAGCAACUUGCAGAAAGCAGUCUCCAUGUGUUGCUUAUUCUCAUUCAUUAUCGUAAAUGUCUUGUGAAUGAGGAGUCUGUAACAAUUAGAAGCAAUGAAAGUGUGACUUCCGAUCCUCUUUCUAAAUUAAGCACUCACUUAUCUGAUAAUCCCUACUGCAAGGUCUUAGUAAAUGCAAGGGACAUUGAAUUUGAUCGUGUAGAUGUUGAGGGGAAUGCAAACAAUGGUCCCGUUGUUAGGGUGCCUUUUGCAUCUUUAUUUGAUAUCCUUGGCACGUGCUUGGCUGAUGAGACUGCAGUCCUUUUACUUUAUUCGUUGGUGCAAGGAAACUCUGAUUUUUUGGAAUAUGUUCUGGUGCGAACUGAUUUGGAUACCUUGUUGAUGCCUAUUCUGGAAACACUGUAUAAUGCUUCAAGGCGGACAUCUAAUCAAAUAUACAUGCUACUGAUCAUACUUCUCAUACUUAGUCAAGAUUCUUCUUUUAAUGCAAGCAUUCACAAGAUGAUACUGCCUGGUGUCCCAUGGUAUAAAGAGCACCGUCUUCAUCGGACAACCCUUGGUUCCUUGAUGGUCAUAAUUCUGAUUCGGACUGUACAGUAUAACUUGUCAAAGCUGCGGGCAGGAACAUUUUAUUCUGCAUUGUUAUUUGGAUGCCAAGUUAGCACAUGGACUUUUUAUUUUCAUUAUUUCUAUGAACAGGAUGUCUAUCUCCAUACAACUUGUCUUGCAACUUUGGCAAACAUGGCACCUCAUGUGCAUCGUUUGAGUGCAUAUGCCUCUCAAAGACUUGUCAGCCUUUUCUAUAUGCUUUCACGCAAGUACAACAAAUUGGCAGAGUUAAGAGAGGUUAAACUGCAUGUAAAAGUGAAUUCAAGAGAACAAGACAACGCUGGAGAUGAUAUGUCAGCAGAACUUCAAAUUUACACUGAUUUCUUGAGGAUUGUCCUUGAAAUAUUAAACGCAAUUUUGACUUAUGCUCUACCAAGGAAUCCUGAGGUUGUGUAUGCCAUUAUGCACAGGCAGGAAAUCUUUCAACCAUUCAAGAACCAUCCUCGAUUUAACGAGCUGCUUGAAAAUAUCUACAAUGUGUUAGAUUUUUUCAACAUCCGUAUGGAUGCUCAAACACUGGAUGGUGAAUGGUCUGUGGAGAAAGUUCUCCAAUUCAUAAUCAAUAAUUGUCGAUCUUGGCGUGGUGAAGGGAUGAAGGUGUUUACUCAACUACACUUCUCAUAUGAACAAGAGAGUCAUCCAGAGGAGUUCUUUAUUCCAUAUGUCUGGCAGCUUGUAAUGGCCCGCAGUGGAUUCAGCUUUAAUCCAAGUGCAAUAAGUUUGUUUCCGGUUGAUCUGCAUGCUGAUAAAGAGAUCAGAUAUGGAUGGGAACCCAACGCACAUCCGAAUGGAGAGGUGAAUGAGAUCAACCUUCAUCUUGAUCCAUAAUUUUCACUUUGGCUCAUAUCAAUCCUACUCGUGAUUUUGGCUGCUUUUGUAAAUAUAUAUAUAUAUAUAAUAGAUAUAUAUAAUAUAUAUAUAUAUAUAUGUAUAUAAGUAGUAGAAAAUGUAUUCUUCUAAUUCUUUUCUGUUAAUAUGUUGGAAACACUGUAGAGACCCUGUUUUGCCUAUAGAUGAAGUUCUAGAUUUGCAAAUCCCAAUCUUAUGUAAUAAGAAAGGACGAUCAAUUCCACAUU